AUGGGUGGAGGAGGAAAUAUAGAUCUUAUUUGGAAAGAUGGAAAUGAAAUUAUGGAUCACUUUAUUUCGGAAGGAGAUUUAAAAUGGAUUCCUUAUGAUAAACUUAAAAAUGUUGAAUAUCUUGAUAAAGGAGGAUUUGGUACUAUAUACAGAGCUAUUUGGUUAAAUGAUAAUGAAAAUAGUAAAGUAAUUCUUAAAUGUCUCAAUAACUUAAAUGAAAACUUAAAUGAAUUUUUAAAUGAAUGGAAAUAUCAUAAAAGCUGUUUAGGUACAGAUACUUUAAAAUAUAUGGUAGUAAUGGAUUAUGCAAACAAAGGUAAUUUAAGAGGAAACUUAACAAUAAUAAUCAAAUAUAAUUGGAAUCAAAGAUUAGAUAUAUUAUAUAAAGUUAUUUCUGGACUUAGUGUUAUACAUAAUCAAAAUCUUAUUCAUUGUGAUUUUCAUGAUGGCAAUAUUUUAAAUCACAAUAAUGAGGAUGAGGAUAACUUUUAUAUUAGUGAUUUGGGAUUAUGUCGACCUAUAAAAUCAUCUUUGAAAAAAUAUGAUAUUUAUGGUGUUAUACCAUUUAUGGCACCUGAAGUUUUAAGAGGAAAAUCUUAUAUUCCAGCUAGUGAUAUAUAUAGUUUUUCUAUGAUUAUGUGGGAAUUUACAUCUGGGGUACCACCAUUUAAUAAUAGAGAACAUGAUUUUCAACUUAGUUUAAGUAUUUGUAAAGGCGAACGUCCUGAAAUUAUUGAAAAUACUCCACAAUGUUAUGCAGAUUUAAUGAAAAAAUGUUGGGAUGAGGAUCCAUUAAAAAGGCCAUCUGCUAAUGAAGUGUCUGAUAUUAUUGAAAAAUGGAUUAUUCAGCCUAGAGGAAAGAAAAUUAAUGAAGAAUUAAAACGCAGUGUUAUAUAA
Molecule: messenger RNA, 897 nt
Organism: Rhizophagus irregularis DAOM 181602=DAOM 197198
Lineage: Eukaryota; Fungi; Glomeromycota; Glomeromycetes; Glomerales; Glomeraceae
Source: RefSeq, a predicted model, not a curated record